Molecule: messenger RNA, 2082 nt
Organism: Mercurialis annua (annual mercury)
Lineage: Eukaryota; Viridiplantae; Streptophyta; Magnoliopsida; Malpighiales; Euphorbiaceae
Product: maturase K-like
Biological process (GO): mRNA processing
Cellular component (GO): chloroplast
Source: RefSeq, a predicted model, not a curated record
UAGCCAUUUCCCACUAUUCUAUUAAGGGGGGAUAAAUGUGUAGAAGAAAGAGUAUGUUGAUAAAGAUAUUUUUCUUUUCCAAAAUCAAAAGAGCGAUUGGCAUGAAAAAUUAAAGGAUUUCUAAUUAUUUUUUUAUCUUUUAUCCUAUAAUGAGCAUAAACCUAUUAGAUGGAAAAAAGGGAGGAUGGGAGUCCGUUAAUGAGUUUACCUAUUUCUUUCCGAGGUAUCUAUUCUUUUCUAUUAGACUACUUUGUUUUUACUGUAUCGCACUAUGUGUCAUUAAAUAACCCAAUAAAAAUCCUCUAUCCUUGCUUCAAUCCAAUUUAAUUUCAAAUAAAAAAUGGAGGAAUAUCAAAGAUAUUUAGAAGUAUAUAGAUCUCGAAAAAAGAACUCUCUAUAUCCAUUUAUCUUUCGAGAGUAUAUUUAUACAUUUGCUCACGAUCACAGUUUAAAUAGAUCUACUUUGUUGGAAAAUGCAGGUUAUGACAAUAAAUUUAGUUUCUUAAUUGUAAAACGUUUAAUUACUCGAAUGUAUCAACAAAAUCAUUUUUUUUCUGCUAAUGAUUCGAAUCAAAAUCUAUUUUUUAGGUACAACAAGAAUUUGUAUUAUCAAAUGAUAUCAGAGGGUUUUGCAGUUAUUGUGGAAAUUCCACUUUCACUACGAUUAGUAUCUUCUUUAGAAAGGUCGGGGGUAGCAAAAUCUUAUAAAUUACGAUCCAUUCAUUCAAUAUUUCCUUUUUUAGAGGACAAAUUUCCACAUUUAAAUUAUGUGUCAGAUGUAUUAAUACCUUACCCCAUCCAUCUAGAAAAAUCGGUUCAAAUCCUUCGCUAUUGGGUGAAAGACCCCUCUUCUUUGCAUUUAUUACGACUCUUUCUUCAUGAGUAUUGGAAUUGGAACAGUUUUUUUAUUCCAAAGAAAUCCAUUUCUAUUUGUACAAAAAGUAAUCAAAGAAUUUGCACGUUCUUAUAUAACUCUUAUAUAUAUGAAUAUGAAUACAUCUUCUUUUUUCUCCGUAACCAAUCUUUUUAUUUACGAGCAACAUUUUAUCGAAUAUUUCUUGAACGAAUUUCUUUCUAUGGAAAAAUAGAACAUUUUGUGGAAGUCUUUGCUAAUGGUUUUCAGGCAAUUCUAUGGUUGUUCAAGGAUCCUUUCAUGCAUUAUGCUAGAUAUCGAGGAAAAUCCAUUUUGGCUGCAAAAGAUAGGCCUUUUCUGAUGAAAAAAUGGAAAUAUUACUUUGUCAAUUUAUAUCAAUCUCAUUUUUAUGCGUGGUUUCAACCAGAAAAGAUCUAUCUAAAUUCAAUAUCUAUGCAUUCUCUCAACUUUUUGGGCUAUCUUUCAAAUGUACAAUUGAAUCCUUCAUUGGUACGGAGUCAAAUGCUAGAAAAUUUAUUUAUAAUAGAUAAAGAUAAUACUAUAAAGAAACUCGAUACAAUAGUUCCUAUUAUUCCUUUAAUUGGAUCGUUGGCAAAAACAAAAUUUUCUAACGCAGCAGGACAUCCCAUUAGUAAACCAACUCGGGCUGAUUCAGCGGAUUCUGAUAUUAUCGACCGAUUUGUGCAUAUAUACAGAAAUUUUUCUCAUUAUUAUAGCGGAUCCUCAAAAAAAAAGAAUUUGUAUCGAAUAAAAUAUAUACUUCGACUUUCUUGUGUUAAAACUUUGUCUCGUAAACACAAAAGUACUGUACGCAUUUUUUUGAAAAGAUUAGGUUUGGAAUUAUUAGAAGAAUUUUUUACGGAGGAAGAACAGAUUCUUUCUUUGAUCUUCCCAAAGGUUUCCUCGAUUUCGCGCAGGUUAUAUAGAGGACGAGUUUGGUAUUUGGAUAUUAUUUCUAUCAAUGAUUUGGCUAAUCAUGAAUAAUUAAGUCUAAAAAGAUGUAAAUUGAAAUUAUCCCUAAAUGAUGAAGGGAUAACAAAAAAUUCAGUCAUUUGAAAUCUCUUAUGACUCCUAUGAAAUGCUCAUACAGUAUACGAGUAAGGAUUGAGCGACUGAGUAUUCAACUUCCUUAGAGGUUUCAUCUAGGAAGGGUUUCGAUGUAUACAUAGGGAAAGCCCUGUGCAAUGAAAAAUGCAAGCACUGCUUGG